AUGGCUGCCAAUAAGAAGAAGACUCGUAAGUUGAGAGGUCAUGUUUCACAUGGACAUGGACGUAUUGGUAAACACCGUAAACAUCCAGGUGGUAGAGGUAAUGCAGGAGGUAUGCACCACCACAGAAUUAACUUUGACAAAUACCAUCCUGGUUAUUUCGGAAAGUUGGGAAUGAGAAACUAUCAUCUUAACAGAAAUACUAGAUGGUGCAAGGCUAUAAAUUUAGAUAAAAUUUGGACUCUUGUAAGCACAGAUACUAGAUUAAGGUGUGCUGAUAGCAAAGAAAAGAAAGCUCCAGUGAUAGAUGUUGUUAGAGCUGGCUAUUACAAAGUUCUUGGCAAGGGUAGAUUACCUAAACAACCAGUCAUUGUCAAGGCAAAGUUCUUUUCCAAGAGAGCAGAAGAUAAAAUUAAAGCUGUUGGGGGAGCUUGUAUUCUCCAAGCAUAAUUGUAUUUCUUCAAUCUAAUAAAUU
Molecule: messenger RNA, 472 nt
Organism: Pediculus humanus corporis (human body louse)
Lineage: Eukaryota; Metazoa; Arthropoda; Insecta; Psocodea; Pediculidae
Product: 60S ribosomal protein L27A, putative
Exons: 4
Coding region: 1-447 (148 amino acids)
Biological process (GO): translation
Cellular component (GO): ribosome; cytosolic large ribosomal subunit
Molecular function (GO): structural constituent of ribosome
Source: RefSeq, a predicted model, not a curated record